GACAGAGGGAGAGAGAGGGGGGAAGGACGAAGAAUGGCUUCGGUGCACUGUUCCAAAUGCACGGCCGAAAGAAAAUGUUUUCGGCGGGAACUUGAUUCGUGGCGACACACAUUGAUACACUGCGUCGGUUUUGAAAGCAUUCUGGAGGGAAUAUAUGGCCCACUGCUACUGAGGGACCUCAAUUUAUUUGAUGACUGUGAACCUGAAGAGGUGGAUGACUGGUCCCCAGAAACAAGUUGCUCUCAGUGUUCAUUCUGCAACCUUCCCCUGGAGAAACUCAGCAGUGAUCAAGUACAGUCAGCCACGUCUCCCCUCUCCUCCCCCUCUGAUUACUCUCCCUGUCAGGCUCCAACCAUCUCUGAGAGCAGCCAGUCAGCACACAGGUUCCUCCAAGCUGUGUUUCACAAGAAAGAUGUGUCCCUGGGCUGUGAUUCCAACAUCCCUCUGGUUGCCCAGGAGUUAAUGAAGAAGAUGGUACAUCAGUUUGCCUUGGAGUACGCGUCCAAGUGCCUACUCCACACCAGUACAAAUGGUGUUACAACAAGGACCUCAUCACCUCUGUCACAAACAUCAGAUGCCCCUCUGGACCUCACAGUGAGCCGAACUGGGGAGGAGAAAGAGAGUGAAAGUGACCCGGAUGGCGUGCUCGACCUCUCCAACAGGAACUCUGCCUGCCCAGCAACUUCUUCUACAUCAUCUAAUCACAAAGCCUCAGGCUCCCUGCUGCCAUCGUUUAUUGAAGAAUUGAGAGAUCAGGGACAGCGAGGGACCAAGUGUCGUCAGAGCUCUGCAUUGGGUGCUGUUCUCAGCUCGCUCUGCUCAGCACAUCGUUCCUUACUCUACCAAAUCUUGAAGCUGGCACGGCAGGAAAAAUUGCUGUUGUUCCUUAAUCACAGACCUGUAGGUCAAACUGAAUCUCACUGCUGUCACUGUGGCGUAAACCCACAGGAUAUUGUUACCCCUAAUGCAGUCCCAUUUAGUGAAUGUAAAGCCCAUAACAUCAGCCCGUACUACCCUUUAAUUGAUUGUGAUCAUCAAGGUCAUGGCAACACAGUAUAUCAUCCAGGAGACUCCAAGUCCAAUUGUAGCAUCCAUCACUACCCCUUAACAGCCUGUAAAGGUGAUGCUCCUCUGGGCUCAAGCUACUGCUGUGUUCAGACAUACAGGAUGGAAACCUACACUGUUAUGUGCCCCAAGAGGCCUCACUCCAUUUCCUGCCAAAGUCUGGCUGUAGGUCCUAUCAACAACAUAGUGUGUUCAUAUGCAUCCACUCCUUCAUUAUCCGAAUCCCCUUUACUGUGCACUCCCUCCUCUAGUUUAUGCCCUUCCUCAUCGAUCUGCUGUAAACAACACAACCCCCAUUCUUGUCCAUGUUAUUCAAACCAUGCCUGUCUGACACAGGUCAGGAGCACAGUAGAAAGAGGGGUUGGAGAUGGGGAUCCUCCUUGUCCUAUCUUGAAAAGAGAACAGAGUCCCUCUCCUCCUCCUCUGUCCCCUAUCCCCUCAGACAUCAAUAAAAAAACAGAUGAAAAGCCACCCUCCCUCCUUCACCAUAGACAAGACAAUGAUGCUGACCUAAUGGUUAAAGAUAGUCUUGUGAAUGCAAGCCACCAGGAGGCAGAUGUGGUUACAGCUACAGAAGACGAGCGAGACUGUAGGACCCCAAGAGGUUUUCAGGCCAAGCAGAACCCAAAUGGCACUUCACUGCAAGAUGUUAUGAAUCGCUUCAGUGAGAAACUGGAGACAAUCAGACCUAUAGAGAAGGACCCACCUCUGGUUUCCACAGCCAUUAAUAUCUCUGAGAAGGAACAGCCACAGUGUCCCUCAACCAGUCAGAACCUGCAGUUUAAGGAUGAUGCCCAUUUGACUGAAAUCAUCACCACAGUGCUUCACACAGGCAGUGCUAGUGACUACAAUCUGAGUGAACUCUUCAAUCGCCAUGAUAGCAAAGAACCCAAGUCACCUAAUACUCGCUCUCGACGUCGCCAAGAAGUCCUUGCUGCUUUAGCAACACCUGCUGAUGAUGCUUCAACCAGAAGGCAGACCUUACAAAUUAAACGAGAGCUUGCCAUGUUGGACCAGUCCUACAGUAGGAGAAAGAUGCCACUCGCAAAGAAAGCAAGAUUGAAAGACGGAAAUGUUACUGUAACUACAUCACCCCCUAUAUCAGAUUCAAACCUAGUUAAAGAGGAGUCUAAAAGACAAAUGGAGAUAGGUGUAGAGAAUCAUAAAGUUAGGAAGAGACCACUGAACAUUCUCAGUUCAGACAGUGACAGGGAUGAGGUAAAAGAAGAAAUACACACAGUUAUUGUAACAAAAGAAGUUCAGAUCUUUAAAGCAGAGGAGAAAGAAAGGGAAAUAUCCACUGAGGAAAAAGAUCUUGCCAUCUCAGGCACUCAAAUACCCACCCCUGAAAUGAAUAUUGAACAAGGCUCGAACAGAGACAGUGUACAAACAGAGGUGAUGACAGUGACUACAACUUCAGCAAAUCAGGGUAACAAAUCCUGUAAAGAUCUGUAUAGUGGUGAUGGAAGUGAUAAGAACCACAAAGAAACGCCAGUGGGUCAAAGCUCUGACAGUGACAAUAGACCAGGUAAGGGCAAAGAUCACCAUAGCCCUAUGAGAGAUAGGCAUAAAUGUCAUUCACACCACUCAAAGGACACAAGGAGAUCCAGAAGAAAUAUAGUUCCGCCACAACGGUUCUCCUCCUAUGUUACAGAGCCCAGGAAGAUGUUCUUUGUUGCAUGUUUCUCUGAAAGCAUCUUUAACCCGAGAACACAAAAGGAAAAGGUUUUGAUGUCCAGCACCCUGGGUGCCUUAUCCAAAGAUCCAGAUGCUAAGGACAUCCAACUUGAAUCAAAAAGUAAGGUCCCUCUAUGCUCACCUGAGCCCACAUUAAAGCUUGCACUUGAAACAACAAAUAAAGAACAGUAUGGACCAUCCUUCACAGAGUCAAAAGGUCUCUCCACAAACCAGGUCGUACCACAAGAGAAGAGUCCUACAAAACAGAGUUUGGACAAUAGGACAGAUGACAGCGACUGUGCUGCCAAGCCUUUUGGAAGGCUACGGUCAUCUCCAAAAAAACGACAGGACUCAAAGACAGCUUCAAGAACUCCCCAAAGCCCAUCAAAUAUGGAUUUCUCCAUGAAGCCGACUACCUGUGUUGAGAGCCCCCCCAACUCACAAGUCCAGUACACUAGUCCAAUAAAGCUCAUGUUUGUGUCACCAGUAAAGGAUAAGGAAGGGGUCAGAUAUAGUCUCAAAUCAGCAACUUCUGGUUCUGGUGCACAGGAACCCUUUGACCCAUGUGUAGAGUCUUCAUGGUCAGGGACACUUAAGAAACAAAAAAGACAGAGAACUGAGUCUCCUACUUCACAAGUUAAAUCUAUCUCUUCACCACUAAAAUCUGCUACCUCACCUGCAAAAUCUGCUUCUUUACGGCCCAAGUCUACUUCUUCACCCAAGUCUGUUUCUUCACCAGCCAAAUCUACAUCUUCACCCAAGUCUGCGUCUUCACCCAAGUCAGUGUCUUCAUCACCCAAGUCUGUGUCUUCACCAGCCAAGUCUACUUCUUCACCCAGGUCAGCCUUUUCAUCACUCAAGUCGGUUUCUUCACCAGCCAAGUCUACCUCUUCACCCAAGUCAGCUUCUUCAUUACCUAAGUCUGUUUCUUCACCAGCCAAGGCUGCUUCUUCACCCAGAUCAGCGUCUUCAUCACCCAAGUUUUCUUCUUCGCCUAAAUCACCCAAGUCACCUUUGUCAUCCAAGCCUGCUUCCUCACCAGCCAAGCUUGCGUCUUCACCCAGGUCAGUUUCUUCACCAACCAAGUCUGCUUUGUCAUCACCUAAAAUAGGUUCCAGAAGAUCCGGUGAAGGUACUCCAACUAAGCGUGGAGCUGGAGCUGAGAGCCAGAGAUCACCAGGUGAUUCAAUAUGUUUCCAUGAAACCACUCCAAAAAGGCGUCCAGGCCGGCCAAAGAAGCUGGGACCACAGCUUGAGCAAAAGGCAAAGAGGCCAAUUGGUCGACCACGCAAGGAGAAGGCUGUGGAUUCAUUAAUGGGGGCAAAAAACAUCAAUGGAAAAUCCGUAAGUGCAUCUGACGUUGAGGAGAAUGUAAACAAGAACCUUAAAAUAACAGUAGUGUAUGGCCGUUCUCGGAGAAACAAACGAAUGGUGUCUGAGGGCUUUGACCAGCUGCAGACAGAAUUUAAUGAUGCUUGGCAAGCAGUGGGCCUUAAAAGUGACUUGGGCAUUUUGAUGCACAACUCUAAGACCAGCUCAGGUAGUAUCAAAACAGCCUCAACAGAAUUGUCAGAGGAAUUAAAUUUUGUCAGCCCUGUUAAAGAGUCUGCCCCUCAAUCUAGCAGUAACAUCAAAUGUCAGAAGCGGGAUGAUUCUGCACCCUCAAGGAAACCAGGCAGACCUGCAAAAGUUAAAAUCUCUGGAAUCUCAGUCACAGUUACUACAGUGUCACCUCGGCAGCGUAAGAUUCAGAUAAAUAAGGAUACUCGGCAGUCUCCAGAAAAACGAAUUAAUAAGAAAGUGCUCCUACCAGAAUUGAAAUCUGCCAAAGAGCCCUUGACAAUCAGUCAUCAGUCAACAAGUAAAAGCAGUAUAACAGAAGAAGGGAUAGAAACAAAGGAUGAAAGCAAAGACAAACUGCCAAAUGAGCCGGUAGCAGUGCGUCACUCAAUGAGAGUGCGAAAGCCCUCAAUACACUUUCUCCAUGCUGUUGCCACCGCCACGUCUAGAUCAUACAGCCACAGUAAUGCUCUGCUGCGGCGCUCCAAGCAACUUCUGCUAAACAAGGCCAGCAAUGAAAGGAGACAGGGGGAACAACAGAGUAGUGUAGAUACUUCAAGGGAGAAGAGACGGCUCUGUGGACAAGAGAGGAAGAACAUCUCUCAGGACCUGAGAAAAGUGGCAGGGGUGUCUGUAGACUCAAUCUUUCCUCCAAAAGAGACCUUCAGGUGGUGGGCAGCAUCAGCUGAGGAAAAUACUAUGAACCAGGAGCUUGCCAGACGAAUACGACUCAUUUCUGACACUUGGGUCUCAAACACUGUAGAGAACCAGCAAAAAGAAACUGCAUUCAAUUCAAAACUAGGCACUAAAGGCAACAGUUCAUUUACCAGGAAUUCAAAACAGUCCUCUGUGGUUCGAACUCUGUUUGACUGCUCUCCCAACAAACCGAGGUCCUGCAGCAUGCAGCAGAUUUGCUCCUGGUUUAUGCAGACCACAGAGACACGUUCUUUGGCUAUUGUCAAGAAGGCAAGCUCCCGUAAUCCUUACGAACUUAUGCACUUCCCCCGUUCUGCCAAUAAAAAGAGUCUUCGCAGCAGUCCUCAGGCAGAGCGACUCCGCAAACACAUCAAGAAAUUUGCCAAGAUGGUGCCAAAAAGUCCUUUGCAACAUCGACAGGCUCAAAGAAGGCUGAGGAAGAGAAAUGAGGCACUUUUAUCCACGCACAAGAUUAGGCGACAACUUUUCCCUUCCAGGUUUGCAACAGGCAUGCUUAGUCAAGGACCCCAAUGGAGAAGAAGAGAACUUGGCAAAUACCAGACCUCUCUAUUUAGAGCAAGGAUACGGUUCCUUACCCAAAAACAAAGGGAGAGGUGGCAAAAGAGGCAGAGGAAUAAGAAAAACAUGAAAGUAGCUACACGUUGUUCAAAUAGACAUGUAGUGACUGGACUACAACCAAAACGUAAAGCAUUACGCACAUCAGCAAAAGAUCAGUUAUCUGACUGUUUGGAGAACGGUUCUGCCACCACCUCUGUUUGCCAAACUCAGGAGCCUGUGGAUGUACCCAAAGAGCAGAACCUCUGCUCUAAAGCCUGGAGUCCUGAGAGACUGAAGGAAUGCCGGGUGUUUCUGAAGAAGAUCAACUCUCCAGACAAUGAAUCAACUGAGGAAGAGUGGGACUCCUGUACUGUGACACUGGAUGACGGGUCACCUUCUGCGUACCUCUUUGCAGGAAAUGAAAGAGAACUGGUAGGUGUUGUUAAAGCUGUGAAAACUGAAAGACAAAGGAGCACGAGAAGAACUGCCUCAAGAGAGCUACCAGGUUCUGCACCUAUAUCAGUCCAGAAGCAGGAUGACAAGCCAGUGGGGAGGCAAAAUGGCAAAUACAAAAGUCCUGGGGUUGUGUCUACUGAAGCACCGCAACCACCACCAGCGAAGAUAGUGAGACAAUCGCGAAUGAGGGGCUUUACUGGGCCGAGAUGGUGUGACUUUGUGUUUGAAAACUAAGUGAAGCUCGAGGCCUCCUACCUGGGAAUAGGACUGUGGUUUAACGUGGUGCCUUUGGACAUUGAGCUGACCACCUGGACGGAUCAUCCCACUAUGGUUCAGUCUUACACUCAGCAAUUAUGUAGCAGUCUAACUUAACAAAAGCUUGAUGUUGCACUAUUUUUAUUCAUGGAUAUGUAAAUGUACAGAAAUGUUUGAUUUUUUUUUUUUUUUUUUAUUGUGAACUUGCCUUUGUCUUUCUGAUUGCAUAUAGUAGAUCAAAUCAUCACGUUAAAACAGAGUUCUAUUGGGAUAAGUGCUUAUACAGUGAGCCCUGUCAGAGUGGUUGCAUUGGAAGGAAAGGCAAAGCUUGACCACAUAAAGACAGUGCCAUCUCCCCCAAAACAUACCUCAUUAUCAGGGCCACCACUUCUUUAAGACAAUGACCUUUUAUUGGAAAUUUCAACCUAAAACCUUUUAAAUGUGCAGCCCUAAAAUCCCCCCAAAUUGUGUUUUUAAUGCAUUGUUCCCAACUUUGGCACUGUUUAAAUUCCAUUUUUUUUUAACUUUAGUAAUUUGCUUUUUUAUAAACAGCAUAUUGAAAUUUAAUGACAGUCUCUCAAUCCGAGCCUUGUUUGCAAUAUUUUUCUUUAAUGCUUCAGUCACUGCUGUAUUGCAAGCCAGUAGCCAAAAACAUGGUGUGAAUGAAGGACUCUUGUUUCAAACAAGCCCCAUCUUUAACCCAAUCACUGUCUGUGUAUGGACCUCAACUAUAAAAUUGUAUAUUGACCUACAGUAAAUGGCCAUUGGCCUGUAAUAAAACAAAUAUCUCAAUAUUUUCCAAACAUUGUCUGCAAGUCUUAGCAAGUAACUCCAACAUACAUGUACUAAAUGGCUACAUAUUCUGCCCCACAAAAUGUGGAGGUCCAUUAAUAUGUGAAGUGAUGAAGAAAAUGGCAUUAUGCAGUUGUAGAAAGUAGAUUCUGAUGAAUAUGUUGGUUUGUGGGAUCUGUCUUGUUUUAAUUUAGUUAUCUUUACGUGAGUGUUUUCUUGUAUUCACCCAAAGCAGAUAUUGUAUGUUGGUGUCGGAUCUACUUCUUGCACUAUUCCAUCUGAGAUUAUUAAUCCCACUACAUAGAUUCCUCCCCCAUAUUUUGCACAUCCUGUGUCCCAUUACCAAACCCUACUGUAAAACUAGAGAAUAUUUGGUGCAAUACAAACCCAGAUGAUUUAUCAGUAUGUAGUAAUUAUUUUAUUGCUGACAGACGAAUGGAUGUACACAAGUACUAAUGGCCUGGGAUGUUACUUCAGUUGUUUCCAUAGCCUUAUAAUGUGAUCUUUUAAGGAUAAUGCUAUACAAACUUUUUUCUCCUCCCACCUGCUUUGUUCUCAAUGAAGCAGAAAAAUAACAGAACCUUAAUUGUUAUAAUAGCAUUAAAUUGUUUUUAUCAUAAAUGUGCUAGCAUUAUUUGCUGUUUAAAUGCAGAUGGGAAAUGUGUUGCUGUUAAGGUUUCCCCAGAGUUUCUGUUUUUGCAGCAAGAGACGCCUACCUCCACUGUGGCUCAGCUAGGUCUACUGCUCUUUUGUGUGAGAGACAAGGCCAGAGAGAUGAUAGGUGAACACUAAUCUUGGAUCAGUAUCAUGAUAGAGGGCAGGUAGAUCCAAGAUGUCUGGCUGUACGUCAAAACUUAAACCUGUAGUGUGUAUUGUGUGUCUGAUUACCCUUGUACGUGUCACUAUGGUUGCCAUUUUAACACAAGGGAUGUAGGGUGGCCCAGUCUUGUGAUCAGUGCUCUGUUGAAGAACCUGGUGCUAAACAUCUGUUGUAUAUUUUCUUUAUCAUGUGUUUUUAUACUGUCCUUUACAGAUGCAACAAAGAGGUGUCUGUGAUUGGAACAAUAAAGAGUCUUUUG
Epinephelus fuscoguttatus (brown-marbled grouper) is the source of this 8138-nucleotide messenger RNA. RefSeq names its product ligand dependent nuclear receptor corepressor-like (gene lcorl). Gene Ontology annotation, cellular component: nucleus. Gene Ontology annotation, molecular function: DNA binding. Lineage: Eukaryota; Metazoa; Chordata; Actinopteri; Perciformes; Serranidae. The transcript is spliced from 8 exons. Gene Ontology annotation, biological process: regulation of transcription by RNA polymerase II. The record is from RefSeq and is a predicted model, not a curated record. The coding region runs from base 34 to 6246 and encodes 2070 amino acids.